Molecule: messenger RNA, 558 nt
Organism: Suillus discolor
Lineage: Eukaryota; Fungi; Basidiomycota; Agaricomycetes; Boletales; Suillaceae
Exons: 3
Coding region: 1-558 (185 amino acids)
Source: RefSeq, a predicted model, not a curated record
AUGGAAGAGUUGUCACUUCAACAUUAUGAACCAGAGCAAGAUUAUGAGGAAAAGCUUGGGAAGCUCAAGAUCAAAGUUGGAGGAGAAGCUGAACCUGCGAAGUCUGUGCAGAGCUCGCAAGAUUGGAGUGUCGCAUACUCUCUCUUCGCCCGUGCAAUGCAUUUUGCCUUCCCACAUCGAAUUGAUGAGAUCGACAACUAUGGAAACUUCAUCCACCAAAAGUUUGCCCAAAACAUCAGCAAAUAUCACUCCCAUGUCAUCGCUUUCAACAAAGCAGUUAGAAAGCGAGUCAGUCGGAGGAGAGACUUGCAACUCUCCGAUUUCGACCAGUUUUCAGACUUGUACGAAGGCCAUUUUUUGCUCUCUGGACGAUGUGUCAAUGAGGAAGCGAUGAAGAGGAGUGGAGUGUUGCAAGAGAUGGAACUUCAAAUCUUGCAAUCGGUCAGAUUCAUCCUGCAACUACCAACAUGUCUGUUCGAAGUGCGGAAGUUCAGAGCACCCCAAGAAGAGCUGCCCCUCUUGAACCUCCUCAAACUAAUGCCAUUUCAAGAUACUUGA